Molecule: messenger RNA, 204 nt
Organism: Suhomyces tanzawaensis NRRL Y-17324
Lineage: Eukaryota; Fungi; Ascomycota; Pichiomycetes; Serinales; Debaryomycetaceae
Exons: 1
Coding region: 1-204 (67 amino acids)
Source: RefSeq, a predicted model, not a curated record
AUGGACUCUACUCGCUUAUCGCAUUACAUGGAGAACACCUAUAUCCCACCACUGAAACAGUCCUCAAGUCCACAAGUUCCUUCAUAUCACCCAUGCUUAAUUGUUCAAGAUUCACAAACAGAUGUCAGCAAGGUGAAAGAAUGUGGAUGUGCCGAUAACUACUGUGUUAAGAACGCUCCCGCUUGGAUACCUAGAGCCAAGUAG